Molecule: messenger RNA, 4794 nt
Organism: Leishmania major strain Friedlin
Lineage: Eukaryota; Euglenozoa; Kinetoplastea; Trypanosomatida; Trypanosomatidae
Product: putative protein kinase
Exons: 1
Coding region: 1-4794 (1597 amino acids)
Biological process (GO): autophagy of peroxisome; protein phosphorylation; late endosome to vacuole transport
Cellular component (GO): phosphatidylinositol 3-kinase complex, class III, type I; phosphatidylinositol 3-kinase complex, class III, type II; late endosome
Molecular function (GO): ATP binding; protein binding; protein serine/threonine kinase activity
Source: RefSeq, a predicted model, not a curated record
AUGAUGGACAACGCCGGUGAGCAGCUGCGCAUCGUCGACUCGACACUGAAGCGCACGACUCCACGCAACUGCCUGUGGUACAGCCUUGUCUGCGAGGGCGACGGCUUCUGUGUGCUGCAGCGGCCCUACGUCGCCUUCACGCUUCGUGAGCGUCUCGUGGCCCGCCCUGUGUGGACGGCGCAGGAGAAGCUCUGUAUCGUUUAUCAGCUGUUAGAGGCGGUGGCGCACCUGCACGAGACCUACGGCCUCACGCACGGCGACAUCAAACCGAACAACGUCCUCGUGCAGAGCACCGGCGUGCUGCUGCUGUCUGACAUGGCUCUUUUCAAGCCAUGCCAGAUGCCGCUCGACAGCCCGCUGCUGUUCGACUACUACUACGACACGGACGAGAACAGGGCGUGCUUCGUGGCACCCGAGAAGUUCAGCGACCAGCCGCUGCCCACGCCACCGCCGGAGAGCAAGACGCGGGGCAGUGCAACCUACAAUGUGAGCAACGUCAACUUCGAUGGCCACACGGCCUCGAUGGACGUCUUCUCGACGGCAUGCGUCGUGCUGUUCCUUUACAAGGAAGAAGAUCCGCUGACACUGUCGCAGGUGCUGAGCCUGCGCCACCUGGCCAACGCCGAGGCCCGCGAAGCGUUUGUGGCGCCCGUUCUGCGCGACGCCAACGUGCCCGCUGCGCUGCAUCCGCUGCUGCUGCCGAUGCUGUGCGCCACCGCGGAGGAGCGACCGUCCGCGCGCGAGCUGGUGAACCGCGGGCUGCAACAGCGCAUCUUUCCCGCCUCGCUCCCUUACCUGUACGAGUCCGUGCUGCCUCGCCUCCUCACCACAGCUCCAGACACGCGGCUGGUACUCCUCCACAACCAGCUGGAGGCGGUGCUGCAGAGAUGCGAGGUGCUAGACAUGACGCCAGAAGGUAGCGGUGGCACGUCGUCGACGGCUGAGAUUGAGGUAGCGGCGUCCGCUGAAGCGGUGGGCGCCGAUGCAGCUGACUUGGCGGCGGUUGUGUCCCCAUCUCGGCAGCUGGCCGUGUCUCUCCUUCUACCUCUUCUUCUUCAAACCUUGCACAGCACCUGCACGAGCGACGAGGCGGCUUACCGCGGCCUGCUCUGCUUGCGUCGUUGCGCGUCGUACUGCAGCUUCACCUGCCUAGUGGACGCAGUGUUACCACACGUGCUGUUUUACGUGAACAACGAUGCCCACGUCUACGGACCGUCCACGCGCCUCAUGGCGCUUCGGCUGCUCAGCUCUAUCUCGGAAGUCAUCGCGCGUCACCUCACGCUCGGGUCGCCGCAGCGCUUGGGUGGCGCCGUGACAACUUCGCGCGAUGCGGCCGCUGCGAAGCCCGGCGACACGGGAGAGGGCUCUGCCGUACCAGAGGAGCAGUGGGCACUCAUGGAACAUCUUGUGCUGCCGUGCCUGUACGGCGUCCUACGGCAGGCGGAGCAGGAGUCCACGGCGGUGCUGGUGGAGGUGGCAAGUCGGCUGCCGCGACUGCUGCUCCUGGCACGCUACAUCACGGAGCGGCGGCAGCUCUUAUACGGGGCCGAUGCGGUGAUGACGCAGUCAACUACGGUUGAGAGUCGGUCUGGCACACAAGGGCACCGUGCCCGGCAAACGGGAGAGGCUGCGCAUGAGCAGCAGAGUCGCCACGACCCACUGCACGGGCAACCGCACCGCCAGGCCAGCCGGCAUCUCUCUCCGAACAAGGGAGGCGAGGAGGGUGACAGGGUGAAAGCGGUGGCAGCGCCAAGUUCGACGUCGAUGUCACCAUCGCCGCUGCCGCCGCCCCGCAGCAGCAGUGACGCGCUCUACUCCAGCCCCACCGAGGUUGCCAUCCUGUGCGAGCAGAGCGUCAGCGGCGGUACGCGGGCGAGGUUGGUCCCGGCAGCGCGCCACACUGAAGCUGGCAAGUCGGCGAACGAGGUGAGCGAUGCAGAUGGAGAGAAUGCAGGCGACUUGCACGGUGCCAGCGCUGCUGGCACGCAGCAGUACCUCACCCAGCUCCACUGCCUCCUGACGAACGGCUGGGGCAUGUUGCAGAUAUUGUACAACCACCCAUGCGUCGCCGUCGUCGUGGAGGUCAUGCAGCAGUCUUCCAGCACCGUCGCCGCCUUUCUGGGUGAGGAGCGGGUGACAGAGGACCUGAUACCUCUCCUCACCACGGCCCUGGCUGCGCCGCUGCGGGUGCAGAGGCUGCUCUAUUCACAAGCCAUCCUGCUGCACGCCCUGCUCCAGCGUCCGUCGACAAAGACGCUUCGGCUGUUUGUGGACGAAGGCCUGCGGCACACGGACGACGUGUGCCUCAACAGAACCCUGCACAGCCUCGCAGUUGUGGUGCGCAGCCGCAGGCUGCCGCUGGAGGAGACGAUGGCACUUGUCCACCAGACCCUGCCGAUGCUGGUGGAGAGCCGUUUGUGGCUGCGCGAGGCGGCGUGCGGCGUCGUUGAGGCGGCUGCACAGACCUACUCGGCGAGCGACAUUGCACUGCAUCUCGAGUACGCCGUGCGGCCGCUGCUGAUGCUGCCGGUGCCUCUGGCACACCUGCGCCACUACGCCGCCACGGUCAUCCGGGCUGAGCUGACUAUGCCGUUCAUGUCCUUGGGUGGCACGGCGGGGCCGACGUCGUGCAGCUACGUCAGCAGCGCGCCGUUGAGGGAAAGGGCGUCCGUCACCGGCUCAGCUUGCUUGCUAGGUGAGGACAUCUUUGAGGAUGAUGAGCCGAUGAACCAGUUGCUGGAAAAUGGCACCGGCGGCGGUGAUGGGCGACGCGGUCGCCCAGGGCAGUGGCGAGGCUUCGAAUACGGAGGGGGCAACGGAGGCACCUUCCCGAAUGUGUUGCCGGAGGUUGUGGCGGUGACCGACUCUGAUGCGUCGGCGCCGCCACCGGCGCUUUUGCACGGGCUCCCGUUGCCUGAGGCUUUGUCGUCAUCGGUGCCAGGAUCGAGGACGUCCCAUGAGGCGAGCAUCGCGGAGCCUGCAGUGACCGCGCAGCACAUCCGCAGCGCCACCGACAUGUGCGCUGUCGCCGAUGAUGGCGGUGACUCGGACGGCAUGGCACUUGUCUACCGGCCCGCCGCGCGAGAGGUUGCGCGGGUGCAGCUUGAAGGUCACUCCCUGUCGCUGCACCUCCCAGCUUCUUCCGCGGCGCUGCCAGUGCAGGGUUGUCAACUCCCGACUCCGCCACACCGCAGGGACGUAUCGCCGCUGCCCGCCACGCUGCCGCCGCCCUCAGGCGUGAGUCGGUGCAGCCUCAAAGGCGGUGAUGGGCGCGUCUUGCACGGUCGAGUGACACCACCCUCCCUGACCUCAUCAGCGGCAGCGGCUAGCACCGCGGUGCCGUCUUCCUCCUCAGCAUCUUGCUCGGCGUUGCGCCCCACUGCCGCUGCACUCAGCUCCGUCAGCGCUCACAUGGGGGCCAUCUACGCAGCGGCGCCCUCGCCGUCAGCCAACGGGAUCGUGAUAUCGGCCGGGGCACGAGGUGAAGCUUUUGUGUGGCAGGUCGCCGCGUCGCACACGAGCACAGCUCGCGCGCGUGAGCUGUGCUUGGUGGAGCGAGUCGCGGCGGCGACGUCUAAGGCGGGGGUGCACACCUACACGGCGUGCCAGUGGAUCAGUGUGCCAGGUCAGCGGCGAGACUUCACGCUCGCCUCCGUGCCCGCCUCGGCUUCCUGCUCGUUGGUGGCCUUUGCGAGCACCGAUGGCGCGGUGAGAGUGCUGGACGUGGAACAGAAUGCGUGGGUAUCGUCCACCGUUGUCGGUGGCGCUCUGGAGGGCGGGCUGACCGGGCUGGCGCUGCAGGAUCGAGCAUCGCUGCUUGUGACGACCGCGGCUGGCGGCCUUCACGUUGUGGACACGCGGUGCCGAGGCUGGGGCCGUGCAGACGACGAGGAGUCAGCCGUGGGCUCGACCGCCUCAGUGUGGCACACCCGACUCAAUCCACUCGACGGUGCACCGAGCUGCGUGUGCCCGCUCUACACGGGCGACAGGGCGUGCGCUGCAGCCGUCGGCACCUACGGCGGCGCUGUGUGCCUGUACGACUUGCGUUAUCAACUUUGCGCGCAACGGGUGGUUCUUGUUGAUGACGAGGCAGGGCUACUGUCAGCGUCGGCUCUUGCUUCAGUGCGGCUGUCCAUCACGACGGCGUGCGUGGAUCCCUUGUCUACGCUAUGUCAGAGCUGCCGCCCAUCGUCUUGGGAGCCGGAGACAGCGGCGGGGCCGAGUCUGCUUCUCGGCACAACCGGGGGCACGGUGUAUCGCCUCCUCCUCCAGAGCGCCAGCUACUGGCCUGCGUUUCAGUGUUGUCGCAACGGUGGCGGUGCCAUACGCACGAUGUUGACGCAGCCCACGCACGGCUGCGUCUUCACCGGCAGCGAGGACGGGUAUAUUCGGAGCUGGUCAACUGACCGCCCAGAGACGUCCCACACUCUGGUGUGCGCGCUGUACCGAUCUCCGACAUACACCGUGGUGCGCACUGGUGCCGCGGAGCGGGCGCUGGCAGCGAAUCUUGUGCGUGGCGACGCAGUUGCCCCACCGGGCAGCAACGGCAGCAAGGGGCUUGCUUCCCUCACCGUGCGCGAAGGCAGCGACAUCCGCCACGGCGGCUGCGCUCUUCCGCGACACGCCCCGGAUGCGAUCCUCGCCUUGUGUGCUGUGCGCAUGACCACCACGUCCUUGGCGUCUUGGGGUCCCAGCAACAGUGGCAGCGGUGGAGGAGGUGAGCCAUGCUAUCUGCUCUCUGGAUCCCGCGACGGCACGCUGACGCUUUGGGACAACGACCCUGAACGGCUCUGA